Molecule: messenger RNA, 1210 nt
Organism: Dendrobium catenatum
Lineage: Eukaryota; Viridiplantae; Streptophyta; Magnoliopsida; Asparagales; Orchidaceae
Product: hydroxyphenylpyruvate reductase-like
Exons: 2
Coding region: 93-1043 (316 amino acids)
Cellular component (GO): cytosol
Molecular function (GO): hydroxypyruvate reductase [NAD(P)H] activity; NAD binding; glyoxylate reductase (NADPH) activity
Source: RefSeq, a predicted model, not a curated record
GGAUUUAAGGUAAAACGGGGGAGUAACUUCAAUUUCACGUGAACAAAGAAUAAACAAUACAUUAGUGGUGUCAAGAUUGGUUCUGCCUUGUCAUGGAGUCCCUCGGUGUUCUCCUGAUGCUGCCGCUGAACCCUUACCUCGAAUCUGAGCUCGACCGUCGAUGCAAGCUUUUCCGGCUCUGGCAAAUUCCGAAAGCGAGCCGUAAGGAUUUCCUCUACGCCAACUCGCCUUCAAUCCGCGCAUUGGUCGGCAACUCGGCGGUGGGGGCCGACGCCGACAUUAUUGACGCGCUUCCGCAGCUUGAGAUUGUCGUCCUAUACAGCGUCGGUUUUGACAAGGUCGAUCUCGCCAAAUGCCGGUCAAGAGGCAUUCGCGUCACCAACACUCCUGAUGUACUAACAGACGACGUUGCAGACCUAGCAAUCGCCCUCUCCAUUGCAACAAUGCGGAAGAUCUGCAGCGCCGACCGGUACUUAAGGAGCGCGGCAUGGAAAACCAAGGGCCAGUACGUGUUCACUUCCAAGUUUAGCGGUAAAACGGUAGGCAUCAUUGGUCUUGGCAGGAUUGGAUCAGCUAUUGCGAAGAGAGCUGAAGCAUUUGGAUGUUUCAUCUGCUAUCAUUCAAGAACAGAGAAAGCAAAUACAACGUACAAAUACUAUCCUGACAUAAUUUCGCUGGCAAAGGAGUGCGAUGUGCUGGUGGUGGCGUGCCCACUGAUUGCAGAAACUCAACACAUUGUUGACCGUAAGGUGAUUGAUGCUUUGGGUUCGAAUGGUGUGCUCAUAAACAUUGGUAGGGGAUCUCAUGUGGAUGAAGCUGAGCUCAUUUCGGCAUUGGUCGAGGGUAGGCUUGGCGGGGCCGGGCUAGAUGUGUUUGAGUACGAGCCUCAUGUGCCCGGGAUUCUAUUUUCGCUCGACAAUGUCGUGCUAACACCUCACGUGGGGAGUGCAACUGUCGAGACACGGCGAGCCAUGGCCGACUUGGUUCUUCGAAACCUCGAGGCACAUGUCAUGAACAACCCUUUGCUCACUCCAGUCUUAUGAUUCAAUUCAAUUGGAACUCUAUAUUCUCUUCAUUCAAAGGGUCUUGACAUUUUAUUUAUAUAUUUAUUUUCUGCUUCUGCUGUAAGAAACAUAAUAUGAUCAUUAAGCACUUCUUUGAGCUAUGUUUCAUAGCUGCCCUAUAGGCCAUAGGGAACGAGGAAAUAUCA